UUUUCUUUUGCUCCGCCCAUAGUGGAUGCGGCUGGCACUUGCCCUUGGUGUGCGCGCUGCGCGAGCUCCAGACGGCCAUGGAAGACGGAGAGUGUCUGCGGCAGCGGAGGCCCAUCCGGCCCCAGGUGGUCACUGAUGAGGCAGCCGUGCAGGAAACCGAGAGGAACAGGUGAGAGGACGGUUCGGCUUCCAGUGUCUGCCGAUAGGCAUCAGAGUCCCUGUAUGGACAAUGGAGGGUUAAUGGUGGUCAGCUGACCUGGGCCAAGGGUCUGCCAUGUAAUGGACCCAGUGCAGGCCUAUGGACUAUACAACUCCCAUCACUCCCAGUCCACAGCAGUUACAGCUCCCAUCACUCCCAGUCCAGAGCAGUUACAGCUCCCAUCACUCCCAGUCCGCAACAGUUACAGCUCCCAUCACUCCCAGUCCACAGCAGUUACAGCUCCCAUCACUCCCAGUCCACAGCAGUUACAGCUCCCAUCACUCCCAGUCCGCAACAGUUACAGCUCCCAUCACUCCCAGUCCGCAACAGUUACAGCUCCCAUCACUCCAGUCCGCAACAGUUACAGCUCCCAUCACUCCCAGUCCACAGCAGUUACAGCUCCCAUCACUCCCAGUCCACAGCAGUUACAGCUCCCAUCACUCCCAGUCCACAGCAGUUACAGCUCCCAUCACUCCCAGUCCACAGCAGUUACAGCUCCCAUCAAUCCCAGUCCACAGCAGUUACAGCUCCCAUCAAUCCCAGUCCACAGCAGUUACAGCUCCCAUCACUCAGUCCAUAGCAGCAGUGCUGCUGGAUAAUAGCCAGACCCAUCUUACAGUGAGGGUAAUUCAUCAAGAUGUGAAUGUGUGGGGGCAGAAGAUAGUGUGUGCAAGGGUAUGACAACAUUUACCCAGAUUGUGUAAUGUCAUCAUACAUACCAGACUGCACACUUUAUUUAUUUUAUAUUUCUUAUGUCGCAGAAUUCCCAGAGUACAGAGUGCAUAUACUGUGACUUUCAAUAGCAGACUUACUAAAUGCACUGCUUCUUAUAGAGCAUACAUUUAAUUUAAUAUAGGGGUUCCCCAAAGUUAGAUCCCCCAGAGGUUUUAGAACUACAGGUGUUUGACAACCCUUAUCUAAUUAUCCUUUCAGUGUAUUUCCUUAAUGUGCCUUUCCUUAAUGUGUAGUAAUCACAACAAGAAUAUUCUUUCUUGCCCCCCUCUGAUUUUGUGUGUGUGUGUGUGUGUGUGUGUGUGUAUGUAUGUAUGUAUGUAUGUAUAUAUAUAUAUAUAUAUAUAUAUAUAUAUAAUAUUUGUUUUGGGAGACCUUGCAGGGCACCUUUUUUUCCGUUUAUUACAUAUUUAACGCGGUUUCUGCACCCGGGCAAGUGAACUAUUCUAAUUGUUUGUUUGUGGUGUGCCAAGUAUUUAUUUAUUUAUAAAAUAUUUUACCAGGAAAGAUACAUUGAGAUUUCUCUCGUUUUCAAGUAUGUCCUGGGUCCACAAAUCAUUCCAUUGUUACAUGUUAAGUGUGUGUGUGUGUGUGUAUGUAUGUAUUAUAUAUAUAUAUAUAAUGGCACUCACCAUUACUGAUACACUGUGAAAUCCAAUGCCGUGAUGCAAUCACACGCUGAAAUAAUAUAGUAGAUAGGUAUGAAGGAUGCACUCUUCGGUCUUUAAAUUUUCCAAAAUUAUUUAUUUCAUUAUUUAAAAUGUGACAAGUUGAUCGACGUUUCGACCCAUUCGGGUCUUCCUCAAGAUCAAUACAUACAUUAAAAAACAUGAUUUAUAUAAGAAGAGAUGUACAGUACUCACCAAUAGUGGUUGUAACCCUCCUCCCCCCGCUCGGAACCCGGAAGUGUCCGACGGGCACCACGUGGGCUACGUGAUGACGUGACCACGUUCAACGUACGUAAAAAACGUAGUUGCUAGGGAACCAAGUGUAAAUAAUUAGUGGUGUAGAGCCGGUAGUACAAAGCUCAGGCGAAUGCAAGUUGUGUGUGUAUAUGACGUGAUUACUGAUAAAUGAGUGUGUGUGCCAUAUAAUAACUACCGGCUCUACACCACUAAUUAUUUACACUUUAAUCUCAUUUUUUUUUAUGGGGCCCAUUGUAAGUAGUCAAACUGUUUUGGAAUGUUUGACUCCUUACCUGCUUGUUUGAAAAGUUCCAAUGCGGGUGACUGGACACUCCUUGCACCAUAACCAGUAAAACGAGCAGUAGUAGGUAUUUUUCUUUUAGAGUUCCUUUAAACACUGGAUUUCAGCACAUUACAUCUGAACUGAAAAAUUAAGACAAAUGAAAAUUCCAAAAUGAUACUACGUAGCGGAGUUGGAGAUGUGUUUUUAUUUUUUUAUUUUUUUUUUUUUAUUAUUAUUAUUAUUAUUUUUAUGUUUUUUUCAGAUCAACAAUUUGAGUCUCAAUUUUCAUGUUUUGAUUUAACCCCUUAAGGACCAAACUUCUGGAAUAAAAGGGAAUCAUGAUAUGUCAUGUGUCCUUAAGGGGUUAAAGGAACACUAUAGGGUCAGGAACACACAACGUAGGUUGAUGGGUACCUAAAGUGCAUGCGCUGCAAGCUCUGCUAUCACAUUAGGAGUACCCCAUAGGAAAGCAUUGAUUUAGUUAGGCCACCCGGAAGACAGCCACUGGAAGUGGAGUUAACCCUUCAAUGUAAUUAUUGUAGUUUCUCAAUAACAGCAAUUAUUACAAUUGCAGGGUAAAAGUGACAGGAACAGUGCACCCAGACCACGUCAAUGAGCUGAAGUGGUCUGGGUGCCUAUAGUGUCCGUUUAAGCUGUAGUUGUUCUAGUGACUAUAAUGUCCCUUUGAUUAUUUAAAAAUCAGUGAUUCGUAAAUAACCCUGUCUUUCUCCAACUUGUGUUCCUACAACCUGAAAGUAAGCCAUGCUAUUUACAAGUCUAGUAUUUCCACUUUUUGCAAAGGAUAUUCUUUUUUCCCAAUGUGCAGUAAUUCAAUAUUGCUAAACCAUUUAAUGCUCAUAGCAGGAGCUCUGAAUGUCUUCCCAAACUUGAUUGCUAGAGUAAUUUGGCGUCAUUUGAUAAAUCUGGAUUAAAAUGUUGGAGAAACACUCCUCUAAUUAAAAGUUGACACGCAAAGUUUUAAAAUUAGUGUUGACUAUUAUGAACCAGCAUUGAAAUGACACUAAUUAUGUUUGCAUGCUAAUCUUGCAAAGAAUGUUGUUGUCCCCCUCUCCCUCUUUAUUUUGGUGGAAUAUAUGCUCUGUCUUUUUUUUUUUUUUGUCAUGUGCAAACUUUUUUUUUAUUAUUUAACAAAAAAAUAUAAAACAAAUUCUACACCGUUUAUUCUCGAGUCCUAUGCAAAAAAUGAAUUCUGUCAGCAUGCACUGCAAGCUCUUGAUAGUUGUAAUCCCUUUCAUUUACCGGCAGCUGUUAUAUUGCUGAAAGUGCCCUGGCAUCCCCUUCUGUAAGUAGUUAUAGCAUUUUAAAACUGUUUGACUUCUUACAUGGGGUCCAACAGGUACUGCUACCUGUCUCCACUACUGCUAAGUGAGAGCUGUGGGUAAGGCUUAGCUGAUUGACAGGCUGUUAUCAGCUGAUGCUCUCAACCAAUGGGCUAGCCUCUCGCUGGGCUUCUAAGACAGUUUGACUCUUUACAAUGAGGGGCACUGUAGUAAACGUAUGGAAUUAAUAACUAAAAAUAAUAACUUAAAACCCAAGUGUAAAGUCAGUCCACACUCCUUGCUUUCUGCAAUUCAAUAAUAUUUAUUAAGAGGCUAAUCAAACAUAAACCAUACAUAAACAUUUGAAUUAGGUCAGUAUAUGUUGCUACCAAACUAGUCAUUCAUUGAAUGGAAAGUAAACUAAAUUAACAUAGUGAAACAGGCAUAGACACGUGAUACAGUUACCACUCCAUUGAUCAUCGGCUGAGAGUAAGAGAGAGAGGUUGUGUAUAAUGGGGAGAGGGAAAUUCAAAGAGCGAGAGCAUGUGCUAUUCACAUGACUUUUAACAGGUUAGCCCUUCCUUUUGCUGGACACACCUCCACCAGUCAGUCCCUUAGGACAGGGGUUCCCAACCCAGUCCUCAAGUACCCCCUACCAGUGCAGGAGUUGGGGAUUACCCUGUUGUGUCUAACAUUUUUUUUUCUUUUUUUUUUUUCUUCCACAAACACCUUAGACACAAUUGAGUAAUCCUUAAAUCCUGGACUGUUAGGGAGUACUUGAGGACUGGGUUGGGAACCACUGCCUUAUGAUCUAACAGAACCAUAGUGCCUUCUGGGGGAAGGGGGAUUGCAUUAGAAGGGAAUGGAGGAGGAGUUUAUCAACAACCCAACUAGUUUUGCCUGGUGAAAGGUCAUGUGCUUACAGAGGACCCCAUUGUUGCCUAAGGGUAGAAUGGGGCAUAAAUCCCUGUAUUAGAACACCAUUACACUUUGUUGGCAUACAGUUUGGCUGUUAAUCAGUCCCCCCACUUAUUACAGGCACCAGGGCAUUCCUCGCACCAUAAGCACUACAACGUGCUGUAUUUAUGAUAUUGCUUGAACUGUUCCUUUAAAGGACCAUCACAGUUUUGUAUAUUUACAAAAGAGAUGGUGCAUAGAGCACCAUAAGCCUACUCUUUGUUCUGAUAGUGGUUUGGAUUUACUGUAAUCUGAAAAUAAUUUUUGUAGCUGUAAGCCUGCCCUUCAGAGCUGUCAGUCUGGCAAGCUUGAUUCUCCUUUUCGGUUUGUAUGUGUUUAAUUUUUUCUAACUCUUGUGUAGGGUCUGUGCAUGCUGCACGCUCUAGUUAAACGGAAUCUCUCUCCGUCCCCCCCGUCCCCCCACACUCCCAGGAAAGAGCGCUAAGCCCUGGACUGUGGAUCAGCUGACAGCUACAUGUAGCCCAGUUCACUGUGUAAACUGAUAGUAUCCGUGGCAUAGCUACUAUCAUUUUUUUAGAGCAGUUCCAUUUGUAAUAUGAGUAGAACUGCUCCCAUAAAUCCGUAUGAACGGAUAGAAAUGUGCUACAGCUUUAAAUGGACACUCUAGGCACCAGAACCACUACAACUUAAACUAGUUGGUUCUAGUGUCCCUACAGUCUCAUCAGUGAGAAAAGGCAAUGUUUACAUUGCUGCGUAACUCCCCAUCUAGUGGCUUUCACUCUGACAACCACAAGAUGGGCUUACUGGAUGUGGCACUGCAAAGACUGCAGAACGUCUACAUGUUUGGUAUGGUGAUGCCGAACGCUCCCCAUAUAGGUGCAUUGAAUGAAUGCAUCUCUGAGGAGAUACUGAUUGGUGCAGAGAUUGCUGUGCGUGUGCAAUAGCCUCCAGUGCUAGGAUUGGCAUUGGCUUCAUCAGUAAUGAUGAUCUCCACCAGGAAGGAGGGCCAGAGGAAUUCUGGGGGAGAAAGGGGGUGCAUCUAAAUAUGUAGUCUAAUACUCUAACAUGAAAAAAAAAAGUUUGUAUUCCUACUGUUACUGUUCCUUUUAACGUUUUCUCUUUGAAGCACAUUUUGUUAAAUAUAGGGAAAUUAAAUUUUUUUGGAAGAGAAGGUGCCACUUUGUAAAUAUGCAUUAAAAGAGACAGAUGUUUGAGAACAGACAUCUGCAGUGUAAGUUAGAUACAAAGACACUGAAAAAUAAUUAAUAUAAAUUCCAGCACAGUCAAGACUUACCGUAAAACAAAGUAAUCCUACUUUGUCCUAUAGUCAAGCCUGAACUUGACGAAACUUGGAAGCCAGAACUCUUGUCUUUUGUCAGUUCCCGUGACAGCUGUGGGAAAAAGUUUCUUGUGGGUUGUGAGGGCUGGUCUACGAAGGGUCUGCCAGGAGGAUCCUUUAUAUACCUAUGUUGUUUUCUUGUGUGUGCAUGAGAGUACAGCAGGUAUUCAAGCUCAGCCAGACACAUCAGGAACUGAAUAAAGAAGAUAAUGGGAUGUUCGAGGUAGAGAUUCUGUUAAGUAUAACUUGCCUGACCUCAGCCUUUAGGCUGCUGCACACGGAGUGUGGAUUUUUCUUUUCGGGAAACUUUGCAAAAUAUAAAGAGAUCACUGGAGGUGAUAGCGUAGAAGUAUUCUAAGCUAUAUUAGAACUCUGUUCUUAUAACAAAUGGAAGUUUCAUGAGCACUUGGCUUGCCUCAGAGAGAAGACCAGGCCUAUAGUACAAACACAUAAACUGUUUCCUAAAAUUGUGAGAAUGUAUUAUAUAUUGUUAGUGGAUUAUUUGUUCUUGAUUAUGUGUAAUAGCACCGACUCCAUAACCUUUAACAGUAAAUGCUUUGUGUCAGAUAUCGACUGUACCAGUUUAAAUCUUACUUAGUAUAUAGAUAGUGUUGUUCUCUGUAAGCUGAUGUGUAACAUUUUGCAACUUUUUUUUCCUGCAGCACAUACAGUGGAAAAGUCUUCAAAGCAACAUUAACUUUUCUGGCACUGUCUUUGCUGAUCCCAUGUUUGGCUGCUAUCUGUUUCCUUGAUAGCCCCAUUGAUCCACAAUAUUUAAGGUAUGUCAAAAUGUGUGAAUAUGCUGUCAUGAUGUGUCUUUAACUUGCAUAAAUAAAUACUUCCUAGUGAGAUUAUCUUAAUUGACAAUCAGUCGUUUGUAGAACUUUUGGUUUGAAUACUUGAUCAUGUUCUGGUAAGCAUUGCUGCUUUGAGCUAAAUGACAUUAGUGAAACCUUCUGAAGGAUAUAUCUAUAUACUCUGUGUGUGUAUAUAUGUGUAUGUAUAUAUGUGUUCUCUCUAUCUAUCUAUCUAUAUAUAUAUAUAUAUAUAUAUAUAUAUAUAUAUAUAUAUAUAUAUAUAUAUAUAUAUAUUUUCUGAUCACUCACUAUACUGCUCUCCUGGAGCCCUGAUUGAAGGUUAUAUUGUGAUGGGUGGAUGUUACCCUCUGCUUGGAAAUCACAGUCUCAUUUAUACAGUAAUUUUCAUUCUGUGACGUGGGUUACAAUUGCUAAUAUGUGUUGCCCUUUUUAGUUUUAUAUCCUCACCUAUACAAUUUUUGGCACGUCGCAGUAUUUUUCCUUAAUCUUUCAUUAGAACUUUUGGCUAAUAAAUUAUGGAUUCUGCUAUAGAUCAGACUGGCUUAAUUAUAAAUGUGAAAUAAUGAAAAAAAUACUAGUUUUGUACUUUAAUAAUUUGUGUUAAUUUAUAACAUUCUUAUUUUUAUGAAUACUUAAGUCUAAAUUAUUUCAUGUGUUUUUAUCUCAUUUACACAACAAUUAUGCUAGAAUUGUUGCAGCCAUAACAUUUUCAUUGUGCUGGAUCUUCUCUUAUACGAAGAAAAUAUAUUGAACUGGAUAUGUGCAAGCAUGUUCCCUCUGCUUUUUGUUCUGUAAUUCUAAUUUUGCAAUAUAUUGCACAAAGUAUUUUGACAUUGAGUGUGAAGUAAGGUCAUGGACAUGGAAUUUAAAAGGAUACUUUCAUAUAAAUCAACUUAAUUUAAAUCUCACAUUUUUAAAUCCAUUAUUUAAAUCAACUUUUUAAUAAAUAUAUAAUAUAUACAUUUUUUUAUUUUUUUUUCUCUCUGUACAGAAGCAUAAUUCUGAACUGACCAUAGCACAUGUUGUGCUGUGUUGUCUGCUAAUAUCUAAAAGUACACUCCAAUCAUCAUAACCAUUAGAACACUCUGUAGUGGUUAUGAUGCCAGGACUGCACUGGUGCCCUACUAGAGUAUGGUUUGACAGCUUACCUCGGGUCCGCUGGGUCCCUGGGCUGCUUUACCUGCAGCUAGAAAGCACUGCAGUGAGAAGAAUCUUGCAGUGCAAGGGCACAUUUUGGCUGUCGCUCUCAGUUAAUGAGCCAGUACUGCAUGGCAGGGGUUGGCACAGUGGAGCUUGCAGUAGCUUCUUGCUCCUCAGUAGGUGGCAGCAGGCGCCUGGCGAACCCCUGGUAAGAUGUCAAGCGGUUUGAGAUUUCAGUACUUGGAGAAAUCUUUCAACAGCUCCCUUUGAUUCAUGACAUUGAAUGAAUGAAAGCCCCAUAGAGCACAUAAAACAGUCACUAAAAUGAGAAUUGCUGGUAUUUCAAAUUUAGCCAAACUGAAAGCAUAAUUUUGACUAGAGAAUUCUUUAAACUCACUAUUUUGGCCUAAUUUUGAAGUUUACUUUGAAAUCCUGUCAGUUCUCACUUGAGUAAACCGGUCAGCUUGUUAUUGAGGUCAUGUGUACAGGUUUGUUUUACUUUAACUAUUUAGCCUGCUAAGAAAUGACUGUGUACUGUGAUUAUAAUAAAUCAAAUAUUUCCAUCAUUGCCUCAUUAAUCCACUACUGCACAAUUAGUAACUUGCACAGAAAAGUCAUUGUAUUGUUUUUUUCUUUAAAUAGAGUCCGCUUCUAGAGUCACAUUUUUUUUUUUUUCUCCACUGUGCUUUCCAGCAUGAGUGAAAUUGUGAAAGGGAUGUGCAUGUAUUCCAAUUGUGCAACUAUGCUUUAUCAACUACCGUAUAUACUCGAGUAUAAGCCGAGUUUUUCAGCACAUUUUUUGUGCUGAAAAACCCCCACUCGGCUUAUACUCGAGUCACUGUCUGUAUUAUGGCAAUUUACAUUGCCAUAAUACAGACUGGGGGCUGGCAGAGCUGUUACUUACCUCUCCUGCAGCUCCUGUCAGCUCUCUCCUCCUCCGCGCCGGUCCGGUCAGCACCUCGGUCAGCUCCCAGUGUAAGUCUCGCGAGAGCCGCGGGGUCAUAGUGCGGCUCUCGCGAGACUUACAGUGUGAGCUGACAGAAGAGCUGCAGGAGGCGCGGAGGAGGAGGGAGCUAAGCAGCUCUGCCAGCCCCCCUCCUCCCCCCACUGAACUGCCAAUGCCACUGGACCACCAGGGAAGGAGAGCCCCCCUCCCUGCCAUGUAUCAAGCAGGGAGGGGGGACAAAAAUAAAUACAUUAAUAAUAUAUAAAUAAUUAAAAAAAUAAUAUAACCAAAAAAAUUAAAAUAAUAUUAACUAAUAAUAUAUAAAUAAUAAUAAAAAAAUAAUUAAAAAAAAUAAUAUAACAAAAAAUUAAAAUAAUAUUAAUUAAUAUAUAAAUAAUAAUAAAAAAUUAUUAAAAAAAUAAUAUAACCAAAAAAAUUAAAAUAAUAAAUAAUAUUAAUUUUUUUAUUUUUUUUUUUAUAAAAAUGCCCACCCCCCACCAAGGCUCUGCAACACACACACACACUGCAUCACACACACACACACUGCACUCAUACACACUGCAUUCACACACACACUGCAUUCAUAUACACACACUGCACUCAUAUACACACUGCAUUUAUACACACACUGCGCACUCACACACACACACUGCACUCAUAUACACACUGCAUUCAUACACACACUGCGCACUCACACACACUGCACUUAUACACACUGCAUUCACACACACACACUGCAUUCAUAUACACACACUGCACUCAUAUACACACUGCAUUUAUACACACACACUGCACUCAUACACACACUGCGCACUCAUACACACACUGCACUCAUAUACACACUGCAUUUAUACACACACUGCGCACUCAUACACACACUGCACUCAUACACACUGCAUUCACACACACACACACUGCAUUCACACACUGCACUCAUAUACACACUGAGUACUCAUACACACACUGCACUCAUAUACACACUGCAUUUAUACACACACUGCGCAUUCAUCAUAUACACACACACUGUAAAUAAAUAUUCAAUUAAUAUAAUUUUUUUAGGAUCUAAUUUUAUUUAGAAAUUUACCAGUAGCUGCUGCAUUUCCCACCCUAGUCUUAUACUCGAGUCAAUAAGUUUUCCCAGUUUUUUGGGGUAAAAUUAGGGGCCUCGGCUUAUAUUCGGGUCGGCUUAUACUCGAGUAUAUACGGUAAUACUCGACCACACUUGUUUAGAUUUUUAUUCAUGUCUGUUUUCUGAAAUUAGUCUGCUGGAUUGUGAAAUAUGCAUCUGUUCAUGCUCUGGUCAAAAAAAGCAGAAUGUUCUGAGGGUUUUUAUUUAUUUAUUUUUUAUUUAUAUAAAAGAGGCGGGAAAUCUUAAAGUUGUCAUGACAGAGCCCUUAAUGCAAUUAAUAUGUUUAUCAUAGAGAUGCAAUAUAUGUUUUGUCAUCUACUCCCAUCUCACCCACCCAUCCCUCCCUGAAAAAUUUGUAUUUGAUAAAGAUAGAAUGUUUAAGAAAUAAUUAUUUUGACUGUGCUUGAAUUUUACUGAAAUUCCAACCCAGUCAAGAGAUAUGAGACAAAAUAGGGACUACUUUGUCUCUGUAUAUCUCCUCAGCCUGACUUUCUUAGACUUGGUAAGGAGUCUAAGUGUUAAUCCUGACAGCCAUCACCAGUGACGCCUGCAGGGAAUUGGCUGUGUCUAUGGGAAAGUCUUGCAGGAUCUCGCUCAAGAGUACAACAGUGACUUCGGCACCGAAGAGGACCUGCCAGAUCAAGAUGGCACCUGCGAAGGACCGGUUCGGUUAAGUAAAUUUGUCUGUAAUACUUAAUUUUUUUUAUUUUAUUUUUUUUUAAACUCUUCCCUCUGGUCACCUAACUGUUAACCGGUGUCACGACUGGAAUUAGGCUGCCUACACCAGGGGCUAAAAGGUAGAUCCCAGAUGUUGUAGAACUACAGCUUCCAUGAUACUUUGUCAUUCUAAAGAAACUUAGUUCUACAACAUCUAGGAAUCUACCUUUUUGGCUCCCCUGGACCACACAACAGAACGUGCAAGAGGCAGAUGAGACUUACAUGCCCACACCUGUACUUAAAGGAUUGCCUACAUCUGUACCCUAAGAUGGGAUGCCUUUUGAAAUAAGUAAGACUUUCAUAGAGAAGCUAGCUGAUCUUGACCGCUGAAAGAUUACCUGACAAUCUGCCACCAGACUGUAUGCUAGCAGUGGUUUAUUAGGCACUAUUUGCAUCCCGACUAACACCAUCACAGAGACCAACAAGCUCAUAUAUGGCACAGCAGUUAUGAUCAUCCAAAUGCUGGACGAAAUUAUCAGACAAAAUCUACUUCCUGAUUAAUGGCUUUUACUGAAGGGGUUAUUUUUGUGUUCGACAAUUGCACAGUUCAGUAAUUUCUUUAUUUUUUUAUACAUUUAAAAAUGUGUGUUGUGUUUUUUUUUUUUUUUUUUUGUUUGUUUUUUUGCUUAACGUUCUUGCAAACAACUUUUUUUUUUUUUUUUCUCUAGUUACCAUGUGCCUCCUCUUAUGACAGGUGCCCUUGAGCAAAAUGUGAAAUUAAGACAAGCUGAACGAUUGUAUGAGGGGCAACUUGUUGGGCCAGAAUCCCUUGCAAACAUUGGAGGUAGGUGCAUUGUAUGAAGAGAUAACCAUACCCCAUCAUAUUUUAGUACAUGAUAAACUUAUAUAAACCCUCUCAUUGUAAUGGAUAAAUAGGAGCUAGCAGCAUGCAACUGUCAAUGUGGAAUGUAGAUAUGCUUUAUGUGACUUGGAAAGGAUUGUUUCAAUAUUGCAAUGAGGUAAAAUAUUUUGAGAAACUUGUUCACAAUUUACUGUAAGCAGUGUCCUUGUCUGCUUUUAUUAUAAUCAUUCAAAUUCUUUGUGUGUAAUCCAUUGUUGGGUAAUCCUUUUAAAACAUUUAAGACAUUAUUUACGAUGUUGCAAUGGAGUCCAAUGUCUUUUAUUGUGGGCAUUCAUUCAGUGAUAAAGCUUCACUUUAUUAAAUGCAAACAUUUUAAAGCACUUGUAAUAUAUUGGUGCUACAUUUAUGAUAAUAAUGUAGCCCUUAUCAAGUUUUGUUUCAGCCUCUUUCUGUUAUUGGAUAUAUCUGUUUAUCAUAAUUUUUAGGAUAAUAUAGAGUUGUGAAUAAUGGUUCUUGGAGAAACAAUCAAACCACCAUAACCACUGCAGAUUCAGGACUUUGAGUUGCUAACAAUGCUUUCUUUAUUUAGAUGUGUUUUUCACUGGAACAGCUGAUGGGCAGAUUGUAAAGAUUGAAGAUGGACAAAUUCACACAAUUGCUAAACUUGGCAGACCCCCAUGCGGUAAGCACUUUUAGAUGACCAUUUUUUCAGCUACUACAGCUUGCUGGACAUCAGCUGACACCCUCAGGCAACGAGCUGAAGAUAGUUCCAGUUUAGGAACUUUGGAAUUAUUAAUGGAGGCUGGGAACAGCCCAUGGGAGUGGCAGUUCUUGCACCAUAAUCACAACAGCAAGCUUUAGUGAUUAUGGUGCUUGGAGUGUUCCUUGUAAGGCUUAUGUUAUCCAUCCGUAUUUAUCACUUAGAAUGCAGUAAAUUACUGCAUUUAUUGUGUAGAGAUAUAUAUAGAUAUAUAAUAGUGCUGGGAUUGCUAAAAAUCUAUGAAAUCAAGGAGGGAAUGAAUGCUAGGAGCCCUGUGCAGUUGCGCUUGCAGGCUGCGAUUUUGAAUAUGUGGAGUUAACAAGCAAGUUGGCAUUUGACCCCAAAGUAAUUAUGAACAAUCCAUUCAACAAAUCUAUCUGGAAUAAAAAACAUGCUUCAUUUCACAGCUCACUAAAAUUCCUGUGUUGUGUUUAUGCAAUACAUAUCUACCCCAUCAUCAGAGACAUGUUCGAACAAGAUACAGUAUUGCCAAAGCUUAGUUUUCAAUUGCUAUGAACUAAUGAGUUUCCCUAGUGUUGCAAACUGCUUCUCUUAUCAGCUUUACUUGAGUUGUAAGAAUUCUGUGUUUUUCCAUGAGCUGGAGUAGGGACUGUAGUGAUAACCUUUGUCUGCAUUGUUCUUAUCAUGCACAUCGGGCAAAUACCCUUAAUGGGAGAGUUUUUAAUAUACACUGAUCAAAAUUAUAAACGCAACACUUGUUUUUGCCCCCAUUUUCUUCAUGAGCUGAACUAAAAGAUCUAAGACUUUUUCUAUGUACACAAAAAUCCUUUCUCUCAAAUAUUGUUCACAAAUCUGUAUUAGUGUGCACUUCUCCUUUGCCAAGAUAAUCCAUCCACCUCACAGGUGUGGCAUAUCAAGAUGCUGAUUAGACAGAUUUGUGAACAAUAUUUGAGAGAAAUAGGCCUUAUGUGUACAUAGAAAAAGUGUACGUAAAAAAAAAACAAAAAAAAAACUACGUUAAUAAAUUCUGUCACUCAGUUUACACAUUGCUGUGUCUUUUCUAAUAGGAACCCGUGAAUAUGAACCAAACUGUGGACGACCCCUUGGUCUUCGAGUUGGUCCUAAUGGAACGCUCUUUGUUGCUGACGCUUACCAGGGAAUAUUUGAAGUAAACCCUGUUACAGGUGUGUGAACCAGAAAUUGUGAUACUACUGUGUUAAAUACUUUAAAGUAGAUAUCCCUACUCUAACAAAAAAUUGGGUUUAGGUGCGGUGGAGAAGCUUGUGUCUUCAGAGACACCUGUCCAAGGAAAGAAAAUGUCCUUUGUAAAUGAUCUAGUUGUGACCAGUGAUGGAAGGAAGAUCUACUUCACAGAUUCCAGUAGCAAAUGGCAGAGAAGGGAUUAUCCAUAUCUUGUUAUGGAGGGAACAGAUGAUGGACGGCAAGUACUUAAACUCAUCCUUCUAACUAACUCUUAAUUUGCUUUAGGCAUGCAAUAUAGUGUAUAAUACCCCUAUUUUCAAAACUUUAUACAAUAAUGCAAUUUAAAAAAAAAAAAAAAGCACAAAUAUCUAAAUAUAUAUAAAACUUUCAAAGUUCAAUCUACUUCACAUGCACAGGAAGGGUUGUAUUUAUUUCACGUGACUGUAGGUGCAGAUGAUUGACAGGGAUUACAUCUCCCUCUAUAAAUAAAGGGGCGAAGGGUGUGGGGGGGAUAAAAAAAUUAUAAAAAUGAGAUUUGCAUGUAGUAAAAUGAAAAAGUAUAUGCCCAUCAGCAGUCUCUGAUUUGGGUCUCACAGUUGUGUGUGUUUGUUUUUGUUUUGUUCUAUCGCUUGAGCCACAGCCCAGCAGCUGUCACUUUGUUUGUUUUUUACUUUAUUAAUCAUGCAUUGUGUUAAAGAAUCACUAUGGGUCAGGAACACAAACCCUAUAGGGUUAAAACCACCAUCUAGCUACCCUGGUCCCCUCAUGCCUCCCUACAUAUAGAUAUUUAGAUAUAAAAUCUUACUUGUAUUGAAGUCUGCUGCUGCUUAUUUUGUCCCUGUUUCAUUUAGGCCUGCCUGCUGACAUCAGCAGAAGUGGUAGCCUGAUCCAAUCACAAUGCUUCACCAUAGGAUUGGCUGAGACUGACAAAGAGGCAGAUCAGGGGCAGAGCCAGCAUGAUACAAACACAGCCCUGGCCAAUCAGCAUCUCAUCAUAGAGAUGAAUUGAAUCAAUGCAUCUCUAUGAGGAAAAUUCAGUGUCUGAAUGCAGAGGGAGGAGAUACUGAAUGUUUGGAUGCAUUUUAGGCAGCCAUGACCCAGGAAGGCUCUCGAACAGCUAUCUGAGGAGUGGCCAGUGAAGUUAUCACUAGGCUAUAAUGUAAACACUGCAUUUUCUCUGAAAAGACAGUGUUUACAGCAAAAAGCCUGAAGGUAAUAAUUCUACUCACCAGAACAAAUUCAAUAAGUUGUAGUUGUUCUGGUGACUAUAGUGUCCCUUCAACCCCUUAAGGACCAAACUUCUGGAAUAAAAGGGAAUCAUGACAUGUCAUGUGUCCUUAAGGGGUUAAGUAAACUUUUCAUUGCAAAGUAGUCACUAGGAGAGCUAAGUUACUGAACUGUUUUUCAAUCAUAACUGUAUAGAUCUUAUUUAAAAACAAAAAAAGUAGGCCUGGUAGCAAGCACAUACAAUUUGCUAUUUCUUGUAUAGAUUGCUGUUUUGGGACAAUGAGAAAAAAAAAAUCUGGUGUGUGUGUGUGUGUGUAUAUGUAUAUGUAUAUGUAUAUGUGUAUAUGUAUAUGUGUGUGUGUGUGUGUAUAUAUAUAUAUAUAUAUAUAUAUAUAUAUAUAUAUAUAUAUAUAUAUAUAUAUAUAUAUAUAUAUAUAUAUAUAUAUAUAUAUAUAUACAUAUACAGAAGUGUAUACAGACUGAAACGAUUUUUAUUUUGAGCUAAUAAAAGCUAAGUUUUAUUCAUUCAACUUGGAAGUCCCUGGAGUGCUAUCUUGUACUUUUGGCUGUAUCUGUUUGCUGAUAAGCACCGGGCAAGUACAUCAAGGAAGGUGGAGUGCAUUACUAUUUUUGUUACUAUUUUUGUUUAUAUAUAUAUAUAUCUAUAUAUAUAUAUAUAUAUAUAUAUAUAUAUAUAUAUAUUGUGUGGACAUACAUUAUCGUUUUGUAUUAAAUGAAGAAGGGGGGAGAAUGACAUCAUCAAAAUUGGGAGAUAAAUAAAAUAAUCUGAAUCUUUAUCUGACCGUGAUCUGUGCUUGUAUGUAUUUGGGUAGAGUAUAGCAAUUGCUUUUUUAAAAAGGAGGAUCACUUCAAACAUUGUAAUUUCAAAAUUUAGUCCAGUAAAAGACCAUGUAUAUAUUUGUGGCAUAUUUCUUUUUCCAACAUUCUACUGACCUCAUUCCAUGUGUACAAUGCAUAACUUGGCUUAUUCUCACUUUGAAUAAAACUAGGAAAGAGUAAACACAUGUUUUGACAGCUGUAAAGCAGUGUCCACUUAUCUAUAACAGAGUGAUUGGAUUGAGUAAAUCCUAUAAUUAUGUGUUACAUGCAGAUUGCUGGAGUAUGACAGAAUAACAAAGGAAGUUAAGGUUUUGAUGGGAGGAUUAAGGUUCCCCAAUGGCGUGCAGCUCUCUCCAGCCGAAGAUUUCUUGCUUGUAGCAGAAACUACAAUGGCACGAAUAAAGAGGUUUGGAAUUGGUAUUCUUAUUGCCUGUCUAAUGUCAUAACUAGCAUUAUUGUUAAUGUGUAUAUAGUCUGUUUAACUCCUCAUUUAAGAAAUAUGUAGUUCUGUGGCAGUGAAAAAAAUUAAGAUCACAAUAUGGUGCAGAUCAAUAUAUAAAUAACACGCAUAUAAAUUGUCAUUGCAUCAUUUGAUGGUAAAAAAAAUCAAUUCGUACAUAAUAUGUGUAUGUCUUUUUAAGACUAGCGCAGCAACUCGCUGUUAUAACUAGAACAUAAUGUGUAUCAUCAUCUAAAGAUAGUGUUGUCUUCUAUGAUGGCGUAGUAGUGGCUAGUUACAGCAAACAGAGCCCAGACCUGGCUCUAUAUAGCCGGCACAAACAAAAGCAAUAUCUCUAGGGAAAGCUGAGAAUCACCAGCCCACUUGGAACAUGCCACUGCCAUACAUUAUAGAGUAUCUCUGUCCUGAAACUCCAUCAGCCGUCUAUCCCUAUAGUGAAAAGCCACCAUUUAGGUGGCUUGUCCCCUCAUAAUGGGUUAAAACGCACCUUAACGCUUCAUACUUAUUUUUAUUUUAACGGGUCUGCCAUCUGUCACCAUUUUGGCCAAUCGGCACCUCCUCAUAGAAAUGCAUUGGGUUGGCUAAAAUUGGCAAGGGGGCAGGGCCAUUUAUCAUUUUGGCCAAUCGGCACCUCCUCAUAGGAAUACAUUUAAUCAAUGCAGGAAAAUUCAGCCUCCCCAUGCAGAGCAUGGGGACGCUGAAUGGCAGGAUUGCUUACUGUGCAGCCCUGAGGCAGGAAGCCCCUCCAGUGGCCAUCUAAGGAGGGCCACUUAGAGGUGUCCCUAGGGGCAAUGUAAACACUGCCUUUUCUCUGAAAAGGCAGUGUUGACAUGAAAAUGCCUGAAGGGAGCUAUUAUAUUCACCAGAACAAAUACAUUAAGCUGCAGUUGUUCUGGUGACUAUAGUGUCCCUUUAAAGUGCCAAUUUAAAUGUUAACUACAGGUAUCAAACCCACAAUUUUGUGAAAAUAAUGAACAAUAGUAGGUUUGCACUGAUGGUCAUUGUUUCUCUUUACCUUCACUAGAUAUUACGUGUCUGGUCUUACAAAAGGUGGGGUAGACAUGUUUAUGGACAACUUGCCAGGUUUUCCUGAUAACAUACGGCUCAGUAGCUCGGGAGGAUACUGGGUUGCCAUGUCUGCUGUGAGACUCAAUCCUGGAUUUUCCAUGUUGGAUUUCUUGGCUAAUAAACCGUGGCUUAAAAGAAUUGUAUUUAAGGUAUGUGAUUAAAAUUUAUAUAACUAUAUGCUAAGAGAAGUACAAUAUGGUAUUCUGGUGAUUUGAACAACUCUAUAUUUAAAUACUUGCUUGAAUUAAGAAUUUUAUGUGUAUAAUAUUUCAUCAAAUUCCUCAAUAAAUGAGUAUUAUCUUUGUAACUGAACUUUAACUUUUAUUUUAUCGUGUGUGUGUGUGAUAAGCAGAUGAUGCACAGUAAAUCUAUCUCUAAAAAAUCUAUCUAAUAAAUAGAGCAGUGAAAGUAAUGUGUAUGUAUAUAUAUAUAUAUAUAUAUAUAUAUAUAUAUAUACAUACACAUUACUUUCACUGCUCUAUUUAUUUGAGAUUACAGAAUUAAAAAUGCAUCUGUCUUCUUGUUGCAAUGUAUCCUGAUUAUUUUAUUUUUCCAACAGUUAUUCAGCCAUGAUACAGUGAUGAAGUUUGUUCCCAGAUACAGUCUUGUUGUAGAACUCGGUGAGAAGGGAGCUUAUAAAAGAAGUUUUCACGAUCCCAAUGGAGAGGUGGUUACCUUCAUUAGCGAAGCCCAUGAACAUGAUGGAUAUUUAUACAUGGGAUCCUUCCGCUCUCCUUUUAUUUGCAAACUGAAUCUUCAGGAAGUGUGAUAUUCCAAUAAUGCAACUAAAUCCUAAUCAUUUUACUAAAUGAGCAAAAAAUUAUCUGUUUUGAAUUUAACUACCUUUACAUCCUCCAGUGAGAUGUUUAUUUGCAACCUAGUGAGGCCCAAAGGAAAACACCUAUCCAUCUUGGAACCACCUUGGAUAUUAUUAGAUUUGUGAAUAUGAUAACGUGUUAUCAUUUUUAACGAUGUAAUGUUAGCCAUUUAAACUGUUGUGGGACCAGAACAGCAUAUUACGUUAUAAAUUGUCGACACAUCCAAACUUAAAAGUACUGUAUGUGCCCAAUGUAUGUGCUGAGUUAACCAUACGUCUAAGAACAAACCGUGGCUUUAAAUGACCAUAAUUUGAAACUGUGCAGAUCAGUUAUUCCAUAAGCACAUAAGAAAUGGUUCUGCAUGGUCAUUUACCUGAAUAAAGGCAGUUGGUAAUUUAUAAACUACCUUGAUUUGCCACAAAAGUACUGGAUAGAUUUCUCAGACACAGAAAAUAAACAUGUGAAUGGGAUAUAUUACCCCAGCUUUGGGUAAAAGACUAUAGAUAAAAUAUGUCUGAGGGGAUAGAAUUUAUCUCUGUAUUUUUUAUUUUUACCCCGAUAUUGAAAAGUGAUCGCUCAGGGUGUCUGAUUAUUUGUGAUCUCAUAUCUGUCCUUUUUCUUACUAGUGUUGAUAUAAGACGUAGUCUGGUGCAGCAUUCUAAAUAAACGUGCAACUCUUGCACUGACUUAAUUAAUUCCCUAAUAAAAUUCAACAUCUAUACAACACAUUGCAUACUGUAAAAACGGCAAAGUCAGCCAUGCCUUAUACAAAAUAUUAUUCAAUAGGUUUAAAUAAUGGUCUGGUUUAAAGCUCUGUGUGUGUGUGUGUGUGUGUGUGUGUGUGUGUGCGUGUGUGUCAAAUACUAAUCUACCGAAUCAUUCAAUUUUUGCAGUUAUUUAUAAACUUACAAAUUUCAGAGAAGCUGAAUUAUUGCAUCAAAGUGGAAAAUUCUGCAUCACUGCAGAACAAGAUCUGAAAGACUGCAGUGUUGAUUGCCAAGUGCAACAAAUCCUUAAAUGCUACAAAAGAGAAAAAGAUAAAUACGAAUGUGUAGCAUAAUUUGAAAAUUAUUUUCUUAAACGCACAAACAUGAGCACCUCCUAUUUUGUGCCAACUAUGACCAGUACUGGUGCAUAUAAUAGAAUGGGUUUUUACCACUUUACUCGUUUCCCAACAUUAAUUGAAUCACAUUGCCAAGUGCUGCUAUAAAUUUGCCUUGGUUCAAUUUGAAAUUCUGAGAAAAGAGGACAUUCUCAAGAACUAUGUAACAUAGUUUUCAAAAUCUUGUAAUUGCACUUGCUAAAUGUUACCUCAAUGUUUUCUUAUUCCAUACAAUUAACAAGAAAAAUAGAAUGAUUUCAGAAUUUUGUUAUUGGUAUUAUGUAUAAAUUGUCUUUAUUGGUAAGCCAGUAAAAUAUCCAUUGCUGUACAUAGGGCUCAUUAUGUUAUGUCCUCGCCAAUGCAAGGCUGGAGGGCACAUGCCACACUCAAGUGGUGGAUUUAUACUUGCCAAUGGCGAGUGGACAUUUUCAAGCCCUGUAUACAGAUUGCAAACUCUGUUUCCUAGUAGGUUUGACUCCCAUUUUAAUAAUUACAAUUUAACAGGGCAUGCAGGGACUGCUGUAGCAGAAAUUAUGGAAUGCUUCAUACUUAUCAUAAUUCUUAAUUCACAAAGUAGCCAUGCAUUAAAUCAGAAGACUGUUAAUUUACUAUUGCAUGUUUCAGUGGCUACCAGUCCUUCCAUAGAUUUAUUACAUUGUGAUUAUUAGAAUGCGUAUCUCAACACUUAUAUAAUUUCUCCUUUACUUUUAAGGCAAUCAUUUUCAUUGUUGUUUAAUCCCCCUCCCCCCCCAGACCCCCUUGCAUAAUCCAGUUUGGCAUGCCUACUAGUACUCCUAUUACCUCAGUACUAGAGCUAUGAGACCCAAUUUAUCCAGAGUCUGCUAGAAUUGUAAUUAAUUUCUAUUGAAUUUUAUUGGAAGUCCCUUUUGUUAUAUUCUGCUGGGAGUCUGGCAUAUAUAAAAAUGGAUAGUUUGGUGGAUAUUUUAUAGAUGUCAGUUUUGUUUUGUUUUGAUACAGUAAUUGCUUAAAAUGAACUCUUAGAAAUAGAGAUUUCUUAUAUGUAAACUUAUUAAAUAGUAAAAUAAAGUGAGUGGUUAAUAUGGCUAAAUCUUUAUCAGAGUUCAAUACAAUCUUUUGUCUCUGCUUGUUUAGUAAGGCCCGUUAUUUCAGUACAAGCUACAACCAAGAAAAACCAAUGGGGUGUCUAAAUUGCUGAUUGGGGGGAGGCACCUGAUUUUUAAAUAGGGUAAUUAUGAUGCAUAAUUUGAGUUGUUUAAAGUAAAUAUCUUCUGCAGGGCUGCAUUUACAUAGUAAAUGUAACAUUAUAAACAUACUGCCUUAAGGGGUAAAUCUACAAACCUUUUAAAGCAGUAUGCAUAGUAUUAGUCUAAGAAAUCCUAAAAUUAUGUAGAGGACAAAUCUGGACUGUUUUGUACCUAUUUCAGCAUCUUUUAGCAGUUGCCAAAAGCAGUUAAGGUGACACUAGUUAAAUAGCAUAGAAGGUGGUUGAACUUCAACAAGAAGUGGUUAUAGACAAUGGUUUGGAGUAAUUAAACUUGAAUUUUCAGGACAGCAUAAACCACAAAAUAUGUAUUCAAACACCAUAGGCAGACCGAAAUGUUUACAUUUUGACCCCUUCAGGAUGUUUCAAACAUACAAAUUUUACUAUGUGAUAUGAAAGUGAAUUUGUGGGCAUUUAUAAAUCUUCCUCGAAGUCUCACAAGGUAUGUCUGUGAGUCAUAGCCAGGUAAACGCUAUGUGGUGUGUGUCUCCCAGCCAUAUUUUAUUUAACUCUUGGAAAAGCAUAAUAAUUUUCAUUCUUUCUUUUUUACUAUAACUAAAAUAAAUUGUUUAAUGGUACAUGGGAGUUCAGAUUUUAAGUAUUGGCUUCUGAAUCAUGUUCAUUUUACAGAUCUGUUUGUUUUUCCGAAAAUUUUGGUUGAUCUGUCUGUUUUUUUCUUUUGUGAAGCUUUGCAUAUUAAGAUUGCCAGCACUGUCCUAAUUGAUUUGUACAUGAAUUUGAACAGUUUACAAAGUGUUUAACUUUUUAUGCUCUGAAAAUGUUCAUGCACAAUUGUCCAGUAUUAUGUGAAUACAUAAAUAAAAAUCCAAUAAAUCUUAUUUGACGAAUCCGGUAA
Messenger RNA from Pelobates cultripes (western spadefoot toad), 20746 nucleotides. NCBI's taxonomy places the organism in Eukaryota, Metazoa, Chordata, Amphibia, Anura, Pelobatidae. The record is from the annotation of a GenBank genome assembly.